AUGGUCGGUAUUCAAGCAAUGGGCUCAUCGGGGGCGAUCGCUCAAAAAGCGCGAAAAGCGGCCCGCGACCGGAGCUCCAAAGCGGCUCCAAAAUCGAACACAUCGAAACUGGCGAAGGCGAGCAAAGAGGAAAGUUAUAUACUGUCCAAACUGAAGGUAAAUCAAAUUCAAAUUCAAAUUCAAAUUUCGCGCCCUCUAAAAAUAACGUUUCAUUAGGAGAAUGUGAACAUUUUGGAUAUGUCGCUGAAAUCCAUCGAAAAAGGCAUCGCACACAUGCCGAACGAGGACGACGUCGACGAGCAGACGGAUGAUUCGGACGAGUCGGACGAGUCGGAUUUGAGAAAAGAGGGAAAACAGACGAAGAGAGUGCGAAGCGCACGGAGACGAGAGGCAUCGAACAGCAAAUACGUGUUGGAUCCCGAUGAGGAGCUGUUGUGCAACGAUACAAUGCAGUCGCAAGCGAAUUCGCCGUGGUUCGAGCAGUUCAACGGAGGAUAUCCGUGCUUCCACAACCUCAAAAUCGAAGUGCCCAAAGUCGAUUGUAAGCGGAGCAUUGGAGGAGCCCCUUACAUUUCUUCUUUUUUUUUUUUGCAGACCAAAAGCUGAACCAACGACUUCUCGAGUACACAAAUCAAGUGUUCGCGCAGGUGGAACCGCUCAACGCCUCGAAUCUUCCGUUGGCCACGCGUCGGGAGUGUCGGAAGACGUCCCAACACACGAAUCUGUGCCUGAAUCCGUUGCAGACGAUGCGUGCGUGGGCGUUGUUGGCCAACGUGGCGUGCAACAAGACACUCGAGGAUCUGCUCAAAUUUGUUGGGCAAUGUACGUUUUGAAAUGGGGUUUGACAGAAAUUUUAGCUACCUUUUAAGUAUCGUUCGUUCGAGACGAUGUAUCUUAAUUGCCUGUAGAGAUAUCAAAAAGUUUACGGCGACCAAAAGUGUAGAAAAAGGCGUGGCCUAAUCUGAAACGCGUUUUCUGAAAAUUGCCGCAAUUCCAGCACACUUUUCCGAUAUAUUUGUGUGUUGAUAUCGACGAAAGAAGACAUUAAACAGAGAAAACAUUGAAAUUUUCGUGAAAACGCCGCGUUUGAGACGUUUUUGGAAUAUUUCGCAAUACGCUCUCCGCGGCCAAUCGCCGCCGCAAUUUCGGAAUUUUCAUACCGGCCGAUCUGAAUAGUUUUGAGAUGAAGUGAGUGUCGGAAGUGGCUAAGCACGUUAAUACAAGUAUUUUAAGCGUUCAAACGGCAAAAAGUAUCGGCGAAUGACUGAAAUUCGUGCAUUUUCAGCACAAAACUUAAAAUCGAUUCAAUUGAUUCAUUUCUAAAUGAAACCUGCUCGUUUUAAGCUCAAAAAAUGCGCGCGAUGAUUAGUUUAACAACGUUAUGCAAUUACAUCGUCGCAAUCGUACAAAAGUUGGGUAAUUUUUGACGAAAAACAUGAAAAAUGGAGUUAAAUUUUAAAUUUCGCGCCAAAAUGGUGAUAAACCGUGCACGCUAGGCCACGCCCUUUUCUGCGUUUUUGGUCGCCGUGAAGUUGUCAACAAAAAAAUUGUUUAUCGAAACAUUUUGUACAUUUUGUCAGUUGACAAUUUUUUUGAUAUAUCCACGACCAGCUGAGAUAUACGGCUUUGAAUGCGACCCCAAUACCUUUCAUUCCAGCCAAAAGGUGCCCUCUGUGGUAUUUUAGCUGAAAUGUUGAAUUUCGCGCCCGACCACAAUAGAGCGUUCUUUCAGACACGACAAUCAUGUCGAAUUCCGCAAGUGAGCUCAACACUUGGUUGCUGGCGGUCCACGUGGCGGCCGAAGACGAUUUCGACGGAUGCGUUCGUCUCUUCACAGAACUGCCGUUCCACAUUGAGCACAACGUGCACAACCGUCGGCAGGCAAACCUUUUUUACGGUGGCAAAAGUCAGAGGGCCGCAAUUCAGCACCACGCAUUCUCCACGGACUCGGACGGACUCUACUCGUGCUAUCGCAUCAAUCAGGAGACUUCGGUGAGCGCAGCUUUGAAACUCGGAUUAUAACUCGAAAACUAUAAGGAUUUUGGAAAAGUUGUCAACUACAAAGUUGUUGGGCCUAAAAUUUGCAACAACUUUUCAGUUGACAACUUUUUGAAAUGAACAAUAGCUCUUGAGAUACAAGCCCUCAAAGAUACAGUACUUUUUGUCAGGCUUGAUUUGACGGAAUGUUUUUCGUUCAUGUACCGCAAACUGUGUAAAUCGUUAAAAAAACCGAAUCAUACAAUAUCGCUUUGUUUCCAGUUGUCCACACGCGGCGCCAUCCGCUACAUUGUCCCCGAGCACUGUGCGCCCAACUGGCGCGCCUCGAUCGUGCUCUCAUCGGCGAUGGACUGCACGUUCUUCUGGAAAACGGACAAACUCGCAUCCGAGACGGAUUUUAUGGAAUUCCGCGAUUCGGGCGGUCUCAACCCGUCGUCCAUUUGCAGCGGAUACUUGGCGGUGGCGACGAUCCGGGUGAACGGGGGAGUUUGUCGGCUGGACAGUUGGCUCGACGACGUCUACUUGUACUUGUACAGGUGUGAGCUUUCAACUGAUAAUAGUCAAAAAGUGGCGCGGGUUCCUAGAAGAGUUGAGAAAGAAUUUAAAACUACUCACAACUCUACUUCAAAGUUAUUACACACCUACAAUAGUUUUAUUCAAGUGGUCAACUGAUGAAAUGUACAAAAUUUUGCAAUGCACAAUUUGUUAGUCGACAACUUUCCACAAUCUCUAUUGUCCCUGUUUCAGCGAGGACGAAAAAGCGGGGGGCGACAAAAAGAAGCAGUUCAAGCCGGAGAUCCUCGCCACAAUCGCCUCCUCGGACAAGUGGACGCCUGUGCAGAAGCGAGUGCUCAUUCCGAAAGCCACGUGCUCCACGCCAAUGUCUUUGUACGCCCACGCGAAGCGAAACGGGCUCUCGCGGGUGUUUAGCAGCGAAAAGUCCGAGUUGCUGGAGAUGAAAUCGAUUACUUUUGAGGCGAACGGACAAUUCGCCACGCUCUACGACCACUUCCACAAGACCAAUUUUGAGAUUGUCGCGCACACGCCCUCCGUGCUCACCACGCCGCCAUUUGACACUUUUGCACCGGAACGGGCACAUCAGUGCGUCGAGGGCAACAGUCUGUUUGCGCACUUUCAGAAGGGCACGCAGCGAGGUAACUAUUUUAUCAGUGCGCACGCAACCCCAGCAUUCCAAUGCGCAAGCGAGUUGUCAAUGGGGCGCGCUUGCAUCCACCGUCGACUCGCAGUUUCUUUUUUCAAUUGAAAACCAGAAUUCUUUCCUUUUUCUCUUAAUAAACACUCAAAUUUUGUUCUUUGCGAACCGUGGGGCGAUUAUGUGAGUUAAAAGCAUCGAUUUAAGCGCGAAACGGAGCAGAUUCGUUCAGAAUUGACCAAAUUGAGGGAUUUUGUCGAAAACUACUGAAAAAACGGAGUUUUAACGAUCAUUUGCCGAAUCGAGUUCGGACACUGGCAUUCGAACCGUCCAGUCAACAAAGAGUUUAUUGCGCAUCUUUUAAGCGCUGAACCGUCGAAAAAUAUACAGAAUUGAGAUAAUUGAGGCAAAUUUUCGAUUCCAAAAGAAAAAAUUCUGUAAUUUUUACAUAAAACGUUUCGAAAUUGAUGAUGAAGCAGUUAAAAUUUCAUUUUUUAUUCAUUUCUAAUAAUUCUCAUAAGUUUUGACCCUGAUUGGUUCUGUAAAGAUGGGGAUAAUGCAAAAAAGGGGAAAAUUGAAAUGUGAGAAACUCUACAACGACGCUCCGGAAUUACGCGUUACGCGCCUUGUUUAGCGCACGUGAAUUGCGUGCCAAGGGAAUUUUUUAUUGGAAGGCUGGGGUUCCGUGCGUGCGGUAAAGCGCGUUUGCUUUUGUUUUCUGUUUCAGAUGCGAACCCGCUGUUCACGUACUACGAAGACCAACUCGAUCACAAUGCGGCAAGUAUGGGAUACAUGACCGGACAGGAGAAUGUUCAGUUGAUUAGGCCACAAGGUUAGAGUAUCCGAGAAUGUUUUCAAAUGUCAUCCGAAUAUUCCUUUUUCAGACGACGAAAUUUCGUUCAACAAACCCUUCUACUACAUAAUGACGCGAAAAGAGGGCGGAGAACAAGUGAUUGUGUGUGCCGGAUACUUUGUAAGUGGUUUUUGUUGGCGCCAGAUUUGAGAAACACGUUUAGAACAACACAAUUUGGGUGUGUGAUCAGGAGCCGAAGAAGGAGAAUCGUGACAAGUGGAAGAAGGUGGAGAGGGUGGACGAGACGGCGACAGAGGCCACGGGAACUACUGCCAAAUGA
Caenorhabditis sp. 36 PRJEB53466 is the source of this 4284-nucleotide messenger RNA. The record is from the annotation of a GenBank genome assembly. NCBI's taxonomy places the organism in Eukaryota, Metazoa, Nematoda, Chromadorea, Rhabditida, Rhabditidae.